GUCUGUAGUUUUCACUCCACACUCAAGCCCGUAACGAAAAACUUUUUUUUUAUAUUUUAUUUCUUCUCUCCACUUCCAAUCGCUUUAAUAUACAGUUGGGUUAGUUACGUUUCAACCGCGCCCGACGAACAACCGAAAAAAUAGUCGUAAUUAUUUUUUUUUAUUUUUUAAUAGUGAACUAGUUUUCCCCUAUUUUCCGGAAAAAUGUGUAAAGUUUUUCCAUAUUUGUGUUAAAUAUCGAUCGUGGAUGUCGAAAAAUUGCGGCAUGAAAGUGAAAAGUCGGGAAUUUUAGUGAUAAAUUGAGUUGGAAUCUUAUUUGAUUUUGCUACCAAGUGAAGCACAACGAUUAUAAUUAUGACUAGAAAUUGUUAACAGAAGUGAAAGAAAAUAAAAUAAAAAAAACAGUGAAGCAAUAAAGAAAAUACAGAAAAAAUAAUUGAGUGAAAAUAGAAAAAUAAAAAAUUAUCAAAAUGCCAAAAUAUAAGUUAAAAAAUGUCUACAAGACACUUCUUCAAAUUUGGCUCUUUUAUUACUUUCUAAAUACAAUAAAAGUGUACAAAUGUCAACUAAAUGAUGUGGAAUUUAUAACUCAACCGAAUAAAAAUUAUGAGAAUGAUGUUAGUGAUAUAAAUAUAAAUCAUAAUAGUGAUAGUGACUACGUGUAUGAGCCAAUUGAUGUUCAUCAUAAAUUCAGCAUCGAUAGUGAGUUUGAUGAAAAGAAGAAUAUUAAUUUAAAUGUGAAUAAUAAUAUUCAUGAUGUUGAGAAUAUACCCACAAAUGGUGAUGAGUCAUCGUCAAAAUUUACGGAAAUUAAUGAGAGACAAGUAACGGGACAAAAGACGUUACAUCUCAGUGAAAGUCCAUAUUUGUUGCGACAAGAUUUAGAAAUUCUACAAAAUGCCGUUUUAACAAUCAAACCUGGUGUAACAAUACAUUUUGCACCGAUGGUUGGAAUUACAAUUCAUGGACAAUUAAAAGCUAUCGGUCAAUCAGAACAUGCCAUCACCUUCACAUCUCAGCAAAACACUGGAUUCCCAGAUAGUGCACCAAAAACACCAGAAGACUUAAAAGCAAGACUGGUAGAUGGUCCAUCUCCACUUGAAGGUAGACUUCAAUUGAUGGUUAAUGGAAAGUGGCGAUCAGUGUGCAGUAAUUCUAGAAACUGGACAAUCCCAGACUAUGAGACAGUAUGUCGUCAAAUGGGCUUCCAAGGUGGUCGAUUCUGGAAUUGGGUCGAAAGACUUCAAAACUUCCAACCCAGACUCUCACUUGAAGAACCAGAAUGUGGAGGAACUGAACAUUCAAUUUUCGAAUGCCAAUGGGAUCGUCAUCAACUAGGCUCAGGUGUCUGCGACUAUCACAAUGAUCUUGGCAUGCAAUGUCUUCCACUUCUUGAAUCAGCAUCAACACAUUGGCGUGGUUUACGAUUCGUAAAUGCUGAAUCAACUCGUGCAUUAUCAAAUGGAAAUACAAUCUAUGAUCAUGUCUCGCAAUCAGAAUUGAGACAUGUUAAUAUAAUUCGUGCUGGAGCCGGAAGAAAUCGAAUUGUUACAGCAGCAAUUGAGUCAAUUGGAGUGCCACCGAUUCUUAGUCAUGUCAAUAUUGAUUUUUCUGCAUUUACUGGAAUUAAUAUUACAAGAUCACAAUCAUCAUUUCAUUUUAAUGAAGUUACAGUUCGUCGUAGUCGUGGAUUUGGUGUUUUUGUCAAUUCCAGUUAUGGCUCAGCAAUGAUCGAGAACUCAAAUAUUGUUGAAAACGGUGCUGACGGUAUUCGUUAUGUUGGUCAUGAUCUCAGAUUCGAUGAACGAACGGACCGCAGUGAUGUUCGAGAAUUUUGUACUCUUGCCAUAACUGCAGGUCAAACAUAUCCAGUUGAAUUGCAAGUGGAACAAAGUGAAUUUGCGUCAUCGGGAAAGCAGUGCAGUCAAAUGUUUACAACACAGCCGGGUUAUGUAUUAACUGUGCAUUUUGUUAAUUUUGUCGUUAAGAAUAAUGACACAGCUGAGAUUCUUGUAACUGAUGGACAUAAUGAGCAUGAUCGUCUAUUAAUUAAUUGGUCUGUUAGGAACUACACUCGAGUGCAGAGCGUUGUCAGUACAAAGGAAACAGUUUUCGUGAGAUUUAAAGCACAUCCGAGAAGUCAAGUCUUAGCAUUUAUUCGAGUAACAGCUGGUCCAUUUAAAGCAUACGACCUUAAUGUCACAAACAGUUUUGUUACUGACAAUGGAGGACGCGGUGUUGCUGUCGAUAAUUUGCGCUCAAUGUUGCAUGUUCAUCACAGUGAAGUAAGCAAUAACAAUCAUGUCGCUGGUGUGCAUGUAACAAGCGGUGCUGGAGAUGUCAACGUCACAAGUAGUCGAAUCAUUUUCAAUCAUGGCGAUGGAGUUAAUGUUACGUAUUAUGGUGGACAUAAGAAUGUAUCGAGAAGCUCAUUGAGUCGGAAUGAAGGAUUUGGAUUUGCUGUGUGGCUCAAUCAAACCACAAAGGAGAGAGCUGAAUAUCUGCCGAUUAAUCAGACGACAAUAAUUGAGUAUUCAAAAAUUGUUGGAAAUCUUGAGGUUGGCAUCCUGCAUGGCAAUUAUUGUGGAGACUUUUAUGUAAAUGUGACUGGAAAUUUCUUCAAUGAAAGUUUUUCGAAUGGAAUUGACAUACAGACGUGCUGGUUUGACAAGCAGGAUGGAAAGAAGUUGAAAUUAUUGAUUGGACAUAAUGAAUUUCAGCAUAUGAAGAAGAUUGGAAUCAUAAUAAGUCCAGCAUUAAAUAUUGAUGGCAUUAUUGAGCACAAUCAUUUCUAUUUUGGUCAAUAUGGUGCCAUACUUAUUAGGAACGAUCAAUAUGUUGAAUUUUAUGAUCUUUUUAGAACUUUACCAGCUAAAUUCUUAGUGCAGCACAAUUACUUCCUUCGUAAUAAAGGAGUUUACGCAGCAUCACUUGGCUUGAAUUCUUAUACAGACAGAGAAAUCCAUUCAAUCCUAUUCACACGAAAUUUCGUCCAGAACAAUAAAAUUCAAGAGCCAUUCGGUCAUUUUGAUAGUGAAUCGCAGCCAACAGUCAAUGAAGGAAUAAAUGGCGAGGGUCGAUUAAAUCCACGAUCGCGUGUAGCUGCACCAGUUGUUAUAUCAUCGAGUAAUGUAGACAUCUAUAGAAAUGUAAUUUAUAAUCGUGAUUCAAAAUAUGAAGUUGGUUCUCAAGUCUCGGAUCAAAGUCAAAUAUUAAACGUGACUUAUAAUUGGCUGGGAUCGAAAGACGAAGAUGUUGUAUUUGAAAGGCUGUUUCAUAGAAAAGAUCGAUAUGAUUUGGCUAAAAUUGAAUAUUUGCCAUAUUUAUUACAUCAUUCAAAUCCAGGCACGACACUCAUUAAUCAAUUCCCAACUUAUAUUCCACGAUUCUACAAUGAAAAUUCAAAUAAAAUCGGAGGGGAAGUAGAUGGACAGGAGAUACUUCCAAGUGGAACUUAUGACGUUGAAAAGGACAUCAACAUCCGACCAGGCGGGAAACUUAUUUUACAACGUGGAACAAUCUUGAAUUUCUCACCAAGUGUUGGCAUGAUGGUUGCUGGUAAAUUGGAGGCUCGAGGAACUGUCCCAGAUGACAUCAUGUUUACACUCAAAAGAGAGCCAGUCAUGAUUAAUGACACAACCGAAGUAUUGACAAAUGAAGGAGAACUUGAAACAGAAACGGAAGCAAAUGUUCCAAAUAAUUCAGCACCUUCAGUUCCAAUUCGACUUCUUGGUGGAAAAUCAGAACAUGAAGGACGUCUGCAAAUUCAAAUUGAUGGACAAUGGGGAACUGUUUGUGACUAUAACUGGAAUAUUAUCAAUGCUGCUCUCGUUUGUCACCAACUUGGCUUAGCAUUGAAUCCAAAUGACUGGAGACUUGAAAGGAAUGAAAUUCCUGGUGCUGGAUCUCACGAAGAAAUUCUACUCUCGAAUAUCCGCUGUACAGAACAUGACACAGACAUCACAAAGUGUCGAUAUGAGAAGAAAAAUGAAUUUGAGAAUUCCUGUACGCACGAAAUGGAUGUUGGUGUUAGGUGCUAUGAAGGCGCAUGGGCUGGUAUAAGAUUUGGUGUUUUAGCUGAUCGUGCUGAUAUUCAGUAUGUGACAGUCAAGAAAGCUGGACUUGUUGAUUAUGCCACAAAUAUGUUUAAGCCUGCCAUUCAAAUGGACUUUGCGAGACAUAAUUUUGAGAAUAUUCGAGUCGUUGAGAAUCUGCAUGAUGGACUUGGUGUAAUUUAUUCAGACAUAUUUGGCGGUAAUUCCAUUAAUAAUGUUAGAAACUCUGAAUUCUCAAAUAACUAUGGCAAUGGCAUCAGCUUAAAGCAACUCGGCUUACAAGUUCACGGAAGUAUUAUCAAAAAUAAUCGAGGUGCAGGCGUAAGUCAUGAUCCAGUUUUUGGUGCUUAUGAACAACGAGAACUUGCUGGAUGGUUUAAAUUAGCACCAGACUUUAUUGCCACAGAAUUUGAAUAUCCACUUACUGAAAUUCCCAGCAAAACUGAAUUCAUUGACAUCGAUCAAUUUAAAAUGAAAUAUUUAGUCACAAAACGAGUCAUUGGGGAAGAUGAAGAACAGACAAUAAAAAUUCGUUGUCAGCCUGGCUACGUUAUUGGCAUUCAACUUCUUAAUCCAAUUGAGAAUCGAUCAACUGAGGAGAUUUGGAUUUAUGAUUCCCACACUGGAAAUUUAAAAAGUGACGUAUUUCAGGUUAAAAGGGAUUUAUCAGUCUUUCCAUUGACUACGACAAGCUAUGGAAUAGUUUUAAAAUAUAAAAGUGGAGACAGUGCUCUCGGUGGUGCUGUAUUGACAUUAAGUUCUAAUCCAGCUCCAGCUCAGACAAUUUACAAUAGAAUUGUACGUGGUCCAGUUCCAACAUUGCUAAUGACUUCAACAAAGAUCCAGAACAAUUAUCGUGGACUUACAGCGACUUACUACAAUAGAUUCCUUGGUGAGAAAGGCGAGCACUUCCUCCGAAAAGCAAAUGAGUCAAUGUUGAUGAGAUCAUGUGAAAUUAGCUACAAUAAGGAAGAAGCUGUCUUCAUUCAUGCACCAUUUUGGGAUGUUCAUGUCAGCAACAUCUCUGAAAUUACACUUCACAUUAAUCGAUCAUUAAUUGCUGAUAAUGGACGAGGAAUUAGACAAUUCUCAAAAGAUUUGCGAUCAUCAAACAAUCUCUUCCAUUAUGUCCUUCAAGAUACAUCAGUUGAGAGGAAUACAGCAGGUGGAAUGGAGAUAACAUUGCCUUAUGUCUGGCAAUAUAAUGAAAAUUUCACUCAUUCAGUGUUCUUUGGAAACAACACGUGGAGUCGAAAUGAUAAGUUUGGUAUCGUCAUUGAUGGUCACUUUGCUGAGAUUAAUAUAACUGGAAAUAAAUUCAUUGACAAUCACUGCCAAAAUGGCUUAAUUGCAUUUCGUGGAAUGGAAAAGAAAUUAAAAAUUGAGGAAAAUAAAAUCUCACAAAAUCUUGGACGUUACAUGAUUGAAUUUAAUUCUGAUUCACAGAGUGAGAUUCUUGGUGAGGUAUUUGCAGUCUUUAGAUACAAUGAGCUUAGAGACAAUAAGAAUGAAGAGAAAAAAUUAACUCCAGGUGGUCGCUCAUUUUUCAGAGGUACACGAACUAAUCCAAUCGAUCCAUCAUGCGUCAUUGGAUUCGGUGGUGUUCAAAAAGUUCAAAUUUACAGGAACUUAAUUAGUGGAAAUCAGCAAGAUUAUGAUCUCGUUGCUGGUGUUAAAUCAGCACGACUUGGCAAUUUCCUUGAAGCAACUGAGAACUGGUGGGGCUCUCGUGAUCCAAAAUACAUUGAUCAGAGAAUAUUCGACUUUGAUGAUUGGAAUAAUCAUGCUGAGGCAAUUUGGAAGCCAUUCUUAAUAGAUAAUGAUGUUUAUGGGUCAUUGUCUGCUUCCUAUGCUGAAAAUCAUAUACCUGAUAUUGAUAAUCUUGGAGGUCGUUUAUAUCAAGACUUAACAUUAUAUAAAAGAGAAGUUCCAUAUGUUAUAAAAAGAGAUUUAACAAUCAUGCCAGAUGUGACACUAAACAUCGGUGGAGGUGUUGAAAUGGAGUUCGCACCCAAUGUUGGUAUCCUUGUGCUUGGUACUUUAAAUGCAAGAGGUGGAAAAGUGUCGAGAAUCACCAUGAAACCAAUCAUGAAGACAUCUGAAGAAUACAAUCGAGUUGAAAGGUCUAUUGAGAAUAUGGUUAUUCAAGAUUCUGUCAGGCUGUGCACAAACAGGAACUGUACAACAGAAGGUCCUGAAAAUAUGGAAGUUCGAGAAGGUUUCUUGGAGUAUUUUAAUCACACAACUUUGCAGUGGGUUCCAAUUUGCGAUAGAAGAUUUACUGAAAGAAAUGCGCAAGUUGUAUGCCGAGAACUCGGAUUUGAUCCAUUAAACAUCUACUUCAGUCACGAUCGACGAAUUGAGUAUCACACAAACUCAUUGACUCGAAUAUGGUCAUGGGUUGAGCCUUUCGAAUGUCAUGGUGAUGAAUCACGAAUGGAGCUAUGUCCAGAGAGAUUAAAUGGACAGCUUUAUGGACGUAGACAUGAAUGUCAUUGGGAUGAUACAUUUGUGUUUGUGAGCUGUUUGGGUGAUAUUGAUCCAAAGCCAUAUUGGGGUGGAAUUAGAUUUGCCAAUUCUGAUUUUGAAGAUAGUAGCUAUGAGGAAAGAUUGCAUGACCAUAGACUGCCUGAUGCAAAGAAGAGGAAAGAAAGUUUCUUAGAAUUUAUUACACUCGAACGUGCUGGAUUGCUGCAUGGUGAGAAAUCUCCAGCAAUUCAAGCAAUCUCAAUAACUCCAAUAAUUAGUUCUGUCAAUAUCGAUGACUCAGCAUAUCAUGGAAUUAAUCUUGUGUCUCCCCGUGGCUCAAUGCAUUUAAAUUUAAUCAAUAUCGAUAAGAGUCUUGGUCAAGGAAUUAAUGCAAUUUCAUUGACUGGCGAAGGACAAGACAGCGAUGAGUCAAGUUUCACUCCAUUAAAGAAUUUGGAUCUGCCAUACAAUAUUUUCUCAAUGAUUGAUAUCUGCGAUGUCUCGAAAGUCAUCACACUUGAGGAACGAGUGCUAGUUUAUUACAAAUAUGACAAUAAUCCUGUCAAUUGCGUUAAAAUCUUCAAAAGUGCAUUCAGUGUUAAGCCACUUGGCUUUCGUCUCCUUCAAUCAAACUUAUUUAACCACUCAAAGGAGUAUGGACGUCCUGAUUCAAUUCAUUUAUUCGAUGGUGAUAUUUACAAUUUAACUGCAAAACAUAUUGGAACUGUCUUAGCUAAUUCUGAGAAUGAACGUGAGCUGUUUAAGACUUUCGAGUCUGUAUUGAGUGUUCGAUUGAUUGCUAGUGGUGCUCCUGCUAGACAUGGAUUUAUAGCUGAGGUUGUGACACUUCCUAUAUCAGCUAUUGGAUUUAGUCGAGACGCACAGCACAACAUCUCAAACUGUGAAAUCCAAAAGACAACAGGCUCAGCUGUAUCAUAUACAUCAGCAGGUGAAGUGUCGCCAAUUUUAACUCUUGAAAGAAACAGAUUCUUGAACAACUGCGUCCAACUUUAUGGAAACUUUUCAACAUGUGAUUCUGCUGUUAGAAUUGAUGUCCAAAACAUGCAUUCACUGUUCUUUAGAAAUAAUUUGAUGCAAGAAAAUCAAGGUGGAAUUUAUGUGAGAUCAGACUCGAGAGGAACUGCAACAUCAAUGCGAGCGAAUAUCAACAAUAAUUUGUUCACAAAGAAUAAAAAUCGACCGUCACUUCAUACUGAAGGCAAGCAUGCGUCACCAUAUCAAGAAUUUAUCAUAUAUAAAAAUUAUUUCACUCAAAAUAUGGCUGGGUACGAUGAUGUUAUUGUGCUGCGUCAAGUUGUGUCAAACUUCAGCUACAAUUAUGUCCAUAGCAAUAGAGGUGGAAGAAUCAUUGAAAUUUCUGGAUUUGAUAAGGUUCGACUGCCAAUUUAUCAGACUACGACUCAUAAUGGAUUCUAUAGUAAUGUUGCUACUGAUUGGAGAGGAAGAACGACAGUCGUUGCUGGAACAGCUGGACAACGUUAUUUAGAUAAUAUUUUCUUUAAUCCUGACAAUGAUUAUGAGAUGAUUACAGUCAACAGAUCUCUAUUUGAAGUCCAAUUUUGGAAUAGCACACGAGACAUCUACAAGACUAAGAUCGAUGCAACUUAUAAUUUUUGGAAUUGGAAUGAAACCUUGGCUGUCAGCUCUAGAAUUAAAGACAGAUCUGAUGAUCCAACACUCCUAGAAGUUCAAUACCUGCCACUUCACAUGAACAACUUGACAAUCUUAGAUGGAGGAAAAUGUCCACCUGGAUGGACUCUAGUAUUUGAUACAUGCUACAUGUAUGUUGGUGCUCCAAUGACUUACUACGAAGCAAGAGACUUUUGUCGAUCUGACAAUGCAUCACUUCCAUUUGUUCGAGAUGAUACUUCUGAAUUAAUGUUAUAUCUUCAGCAUCAGAUGCAGCAUUUGAGAUACGCUGAGCACGUUUGGGUCCAAGACUACGACUUCCUAGACAGAUGUACAGCCUUCGUUUACAGAUCAGUCGAAUAUGAAGAGUGCGAUAAAAGAAGUGCAUUUAUUUGUGAAAUUGAUCCUAAAAUCAUCAUCAAUCCACUCAAUUUCACAGCUGAUAUUGUUGCCAUAAGUGUCAUCUCCUUGUUCAUAAUUGGAUUCAUCCUGAUGUGUUGUAUUGGAUAUAUGUGGUGGUCGAAAUCAAAAGCUCGUCAUAAUCAGAGACUGCAGAGGAGAAACAGCAUCCGACAGAGUUUGAGGAGUCUUAAUACGAUUGAUCCACAAGGAUCGAUGAGAAGAAGAGGAUAUAAUGGACGAUCAGUCGAGAGUCUUUCAAAAACAUCAGGAACUGACUACAAGAAGAUGAUGUCAAAUGGAUCAAUUGACUCAAUGGACAAGAGUGUCCUCAGCUCAGAAACAAGCUAUGGAGAUUAUGACACAAAUCCAAAUCCAACUCGUUAUAAUGAAUACUCAGUACAGCCAACAAAGCGUUACUCACCGCCUACAGCACAAAAGCCUUCGGUAAAAUACGGUGUUCCACCGACUCCACCUAUUGAUGCUAUUAGUUCCUUUGAGUUGUCAUACAGGAAUGAUGGAUUUAAGGAUACAUCAACAAUUUACACAAAUACGACUAGAAAUAAUUCAGUCAGCACAAAUAUCAAUGAAGAUACUCCAAUAAUUCAUCAAGUUGAUAAUGAUAAUGACGAAUAUGGUUCCGGUUCCGAUUAUUAUGGAAAUGCCAGCACAUUACCAAUCCGAGCAAAAGGGGAAAAUUUGUCAUUUUUGACAGAACUUAAGCAUCGAUUACCAGAAUAUGAAGCACCAAGAAUAAACUCAGGACAUAGCAGCUUCUUAACACCACAAAGUCCAGAUCCACCCUCGAAUAUAUCAAAUUCCAGCACAUUACCUUACGACCAAAAAGUCGAUACAUUUAAAUUCACACCACCAAAACCACGUGAGAGGAAUGGAGGAGCGAAUGUGCGAAGACCAGAUGCAUUUAUAGCACCACCUCCUGACAUCAGACGACCAGAUUCUUACAUGAAAGCUAUUAAGCCACGAGAAUCAAUCAUUCCAAAGAGCGAAUAUGGUCGACCGAAGACACUUUAUGAAUCAUCAAAUGAGCCUCAAAGACCACCAGUUCCACCUCCACCUCAACCUUAUCACAGAUCAAAAUCUGAAGCUUUACUUGAGACAAAUUUCGAUGAUGAUGACACACCGCCAAUUAAUUUAUUAUCUGCUGAUAAUAGAAGUCAUAGUCAGCCACUUGAGACAGAAUUUUAGGGAAUUUUGAAAAUAAUAUUAAGAUGUGUUCAUGGAAAUUAAGCCUUUAAAGAGACGAAAAGCCUUUUACUGGACUAUAGGAGACUGAUGGGGGGAAUGUGAAGACCAAGGCGUGGAAACUAUCCCAUAUAUCCCAAAAAUAUUCAAAAUAAUCCCUGAGCCUUUAUGCAUUAGAAUUGAGAUAUCCCAUCAUAUCCUGAAAUUACACCUCCUGAGCUCCAAAAGUAUAGUCCACCAAAUUUUACUUUCACCAAUUUUUGUGGCGAACACAAAACUUUAAUUAAACAAUAUUUUUUAAAACUUUAAGAAAUAACAAAAAAUGUGAUAUGACAAAAAAAGAAAAACAAUUUUAUGUUUCGUUUAUAGUUCAUAGUUUAUGUUUUAAUAAGACACUUCAAUCACUUGAGUGCAUUUCAUGUCCAUUCUUAUAUUCUGCAAUAAGAAAUCCCGCGAAUAGCACAAGUCAUUUAAUUGAAUAGAAUAAAGGCAAGAAAUUGAAGUAACUCUGGGAUGGUGAUGCAUACAAUUUGAAAGCAGCAUCAUGCUACAGUUCCACCAGCUUGAUGCCAGAUUGCUAUUCGAUUAACCGACAUGUGCUAUUCGGGAUCCUUCCAUUCUUUCAUGAGAAAAGACAAUUAAUGACAUUAUAUAUCCGAAAUGUGGUUGGGAUGAGAUUUUACUUCAAGAAUUAUCAAGGGAUCGUUCACUUAUGACGUCCAAAAUUAACGGUCAUUUUUCAAAAGAGAACAAUGAAUUUCCAUUGAAUUUUUAUUGUUCUUUUCUUGCUGACCCCCCUCUCCCCCCCCCCCUGGACGUCAUAAGUGAAAGGCGCCUAAUUGAAUUACCAUCAAAAUGAACUCACAUCACUCACCAUCCACAACGGAUUAGCUUAUUGUUUAGAUAGUUUACAUUGAAUUUAAUUAUAUUGAAAUUAAUUAUACUAGAUUAAUGAAUUUUAAGUAGUUUUUAAGAAUUUAAUUUUUUUGAGAAGUUUUAGAUGAAAUAAAGUGACUUUGUAAAUGUUUAUUAAGCCUUAAGAUUUUAUAGAUAGGUCAAUAAAAAACUGAAAAGAAAUGAGAAUAAAUUUUAAAAAAUAAAUCAAAAUAAUUUUUAAGGAGAAAAAUAUGAAAAUUUUUUACGCGAACGAUUUUUUAAUGAAAUAA
This is a messenger RNA of Chironomus riparius, 10942 nucleotides long. The record is from the annotation of a GenBank genome assembly. NCBI's taxonomy places the organism in Eukaryota, Metazoa, Arthropoda, Insecta, Diptera, Chironomidae.